GCAGAUUCGUCGCUACCUAUACUGGCGGAGCCGAUACAAAAUGUCACAGUUAGCGUGGGCCGCGACGCUCUCCUCGCCUGCGUCGUCGACAACCUUCAGAAUUAUAAGGUCGCGUGGGUUCGCGUAGAUACUCAGACCAUUAUAUCGAUUCAUCACAAUGUGAUCACACAAAAUCCGCGCAUAUCGCUUUCAUAUACCGAUCAUCGGACCUGGUAUCUCCAUAUAAAACACGUUCAAGAAAUCGAUCGAGGAUGGUACAUGUGCCAGGUUAAUACGGAUCCUAUGAGGAGUCGACAAGGAUACCUUCAGGUUGUCGUGCCGCCGUCUUUCGUUACCAAGGAAACCAGCACAGAUAUGGUGGUACGCGAGGCUUCGAACGUGACGUUGACUUGUAAGGCAAUUGGAUAUCCCGAGCCCUACGUUAUGUGGCAACGAGAAGAUGGACAAAACAUCAACUACAAUGGAGAAAGCGUAAAUGUUGUUAAUGGCGAAGUACUGCAUAUUACAAAAAUCAGCCGACUGCACAUGGGUGCAUACUUAUGCAUCGCAGCUAAUGGAGUUCCUCCAAGGGUUAGUACGAGAGUUCUUCUAAAAGUGCAAUUUCCACCAAUGUUAUCAAUACCAAAUCAAUUAGAGGGAGCUUAUGUCGGACAGGAUGUGACUCUCGAGUGUCAUACGGAAGCUUAUCCAGACUCAAUAAAUUACUGGACUACCGAGCAUGGCGACAUGAUUGUCUCUGGCAAUUACCGUUCGGUUGUAGGCAAUAAAUACGAGGCAAUAAUAACUAAGAAUGGCUACAACCAGUACAUGAAGCUCAAUAUUAGAAAUGUUGGACUAAAGGACUUUGGAUCGUACAAGUGUGUGGCACAAAAUUCUCUAGGUGGUACUGAUGGAGUCAUCAAGCUGGAUGAAAUUCCAGCACCACCAACAAGUACUCAUAUUCCAAGUCAUGUUACUUCUACUGUAAAAAAGAAUGUCAAGAACGGUAACAAAAAACUACACAAUCGACCUAACGACUAUGAAGUAGAAGAAUGGCGAAAUCCAGACUAUAAGCGCGAGUAUGGUAUCCCGUCGAUGAGGCCUGAUGAAGGCAACGAUGACAUCGAUGAUGACUCCGGAGACGAUUUACCAUCAUCUGGCGCUCUCAGUAUUGCUCCGGCCUCCUGUCCCGAAGUUGCUAUCUCUCUUGUAUUUGUACUUUUUUCCCACGUUUUGGUACCAGUUGCCCGUAGGUGAUCGCCUGGGCUCAAGCCAAGAACAGAAUUCACGAGCUUCUUGUUUAUAAGUAUUUUUAGCCAAAUUAGUGAGGCUGAUGAUAUUGUUCAGUGCGCGAAUGCAUUGUCGUCUGAGGGUAAGGAACGAAAAUUUGAAAUCAACUAAUGACAAUGUGUGUGCAAAUUACGUAGUUGAUCACUCGGGUUUGCUCAACGAAACAGUUCUACAUACGUAUAAAUAAUUAUGACAGUUUAACCUUGAGUGAGUAUGAGAGAA
This is a messenger RNA of Ceratosolen solmsi marchali, 1491 nucleotides long. Its product is annotated as lachesin. The annotation marks the transcript as partial. NCBI's taxonomy places the organism in Eukaryota, Metazoa, Arthropoda, Insecta, Hymenoptera, Agaonidae. The record is from RefSeq and is a predicted model, not a curated record. The transcript is spliced from 9 exons. Gene Ontology annotation, cellular component: neuron projection.